AUGGACCUCUCCUCCCAGUUCCAACUCCGCUUCCCGCAAUCCCUGUUCCUCCCGCCGGUGGCCCCGCGCCUCGGCCCCUCCGAGGCCUCCGGCUCCGGCUCGGCCUUCAGCUACUUCCAGGGUCCGCCGACGCUCGCUCCCGCGCUGGGCCGCGGCGCUGGAUCGCAUCUCGCUCGAUCGCUCGCGCAGCCGCCGUUCUUCCCGAUGGACUCGCUCGCCCCGCUCCCGUACUCCGCCGGCCCGGCAGCGGGUGCGGGGGCUGCGGUCCAGCGCUCCCCGCCGUCGCCGGGCUCCGAGCAGGGGCCGUCCGUCCUGCCGCCACGCGGGGCGGGGCAUCGGCGGUCGCGGAGCGAUUUUUUCGUCGGGUUCUCGCGGCCGAACCUGCCCCUGCCAGUGCCACCCACGGCGUCUGCGGCGGACGUGUACAAGCCAGUGGACGCCGCCUCCCUCGACGAUCUCUUCGGCUCGUACAGGGGCAUGGGUGCGCUCGGCUCCUCCGUGGAUGGCGCCGAAGACCGGCACGACCACCUGCGCGGCCCGCGCGCGUGGAGCCGCGCUGACAGCAGCGAGAACGAGGCUGAGAGCUGGGCGACGGGUGGCGGCGCAAGCCAUCCUCGGCAUUGCCGCAGCUUGUCGGUUGACAGCAUCAUGGGGAGCCUCAACUUUGGAGCCCUAGGCCAGGAGUCACCGAGACUGCCGCCACUGUCUCCGGCGGCAGGUGCUGGCGGCGGCCUCUCGUGCACUGGAAAUGGGCCCUCAGGCUGUGCCGCUGCACUCUUUACCACUGAGCUUGCCAAUGGCGAAUUCAGUGAGGCUGAUAGGAAGAAGAUCAUGGCCAGUGAUCGCCUCGCUGAGAUCGCGCUGAGUGAUCCUAAGAGGGUCAAGAGGAUUCUAGCUAAUCGGGUGUCUGCUGCAAAGUCGAAGGAGCGCAAGGCGAAGUACAUGGCGGAGCUUGAGCGUAGAGUUCAGGUGCUGCUGAUGGAGACUAGUACAUUAUCUGCAAAAGUGGCAAAGGAACAGAGAGAUUACGCUGCACUUAAAACUCAGAACAAUGAGAUCGAGAUCAGGCUGCAAGCACUGGAGCAGCAAGCACAGCUGAAAGAUGCUCUGAAUGAAGCACUGAGUGCGGAACUGCAGCGCCUGAAACAUGCUGCUGGUGAGACUAGUGAUCCUCGUGCGCCCAAGGGUUCAAACCAACAUAUGAGCCACCAGAUGAUUCAGCAGCAGCUGCUGCAACUACAGAAGCAGACAUCAGAGCUCCAGCAGGCUCAGCAGCAGCAGCCACAAGAAUAA
Phragmites australis (common reed) is the source of this 1293-nucleotide messenger RNA. Its product is annotated as bZIP transcription factor 29-like. Gene Ontology annotation, molecular function: DNA-binding transcription factor activity. Lineage: Eukaryota; Viridiplantae; Streptophyta; Magnoliopsida; Poales; Poaceae. Gene Ontology annotation, cellular component: nucleus. The record is from RefSeq and is a predicted model, not a curated record. Gene Ontology annotation, biological process: regulation of DNA-templated transcription. The transcript is spliced from 4 exons. Bases 1 to 1293 code for a protein of 430 amino acids.